This is a messenger RNA of Nelumbo nucifera (sacred lotus), 2889 nucleotides long. RefSeq lists its product as uncharacterized. Gene Ontology annotation, biological process: attachment of GPI anchor to protein. Gene Ontology annotation, cellular component: membrane; GPI-anchor transamidase complex. The record is from RefSeq and is a predicted model, not a curated record. NCBI's taxonomy places the organism in Eukaryota, Viridiplantae, Streptophyta, Magnoliopsida, Proteales, Nelumbonaceae.
UGUACCCCGUGACUGCAAACCCGUGCGGAUAGCAUUAACGUGCUAAUGUUCAGAAAACAGUACCUGUAGCUGUAAUCCUCUGUAGUCUGCACUUCAUGUAGAUCCAACAAGUCCAUUCAGAUCCCUAACUAGCAAUUCAUUCAAUACCAGCUCCGCGCUCUCGGCACUCUGCCUUCUGAAGUUCCAACUCUCAACUUCUCUCUUCUCCUGUUCAUUUUUCGUUUGUAUCUGAAAAUUGAUAAUCGUCCGUCUAACUGGCUCCCGUCGCAAGGUUACAGGGAGAAGAAUGGAAAAAACGAGAUGGUUUUGGGUUUGGGUGAUCACUUCUCUCUUCUUCAGACUCGUUCUGAUAUAUUUCCCUGAAAAUCUCAAUUUGGGUUUUCGCCCAGAAGUCGCUACACCUCUUACUAGUCUCCGUCGCUUGGCUGAAGGUUACUGGUUGAAACAGUCAUCCAUGUCUCCUUACGCAGGGUCUAUGUACCACGGCUCUCCUAUGCUGCUGUCCAUUCUCGGACCUUUGACUGUUAAAAGAAUUGAAGGCCAACCAAGCCAUCUAAUGUGCAGCUUGUUGUUUGUGGUUGCAGAUUUGGUGACAGCAAUGCUCAUCCGUGCAACUGGUCAGACUCUACAGUUGGCAUACAGUCAGAGUUUGAGAUCACUAAACCUUGUAAGCUUGUUAGAAAGUUCAGAGACUCUUUCUGCGGGGGAUAUUGCUGCUCUUGUAUACUUAUGGAAUCCUUUGACAAUAAUAACAUGUGUUGGUUCUUCCACAUCUCCCAUUGAAAACUUGUUGAUCGUUCUGUCUCUCUAUGGAGCAUGUUUACGUAUAGCUCCCUUGGCAGCAUUUGGAUGGGUCCUUGCUAUGCAUUUGUCUCUUUAUCCUGUGAUCUUAAUCAUUCCGGUGAUUCUCUUAUUAGGAUAUGGUCCUGAUGCUCCUCCAAGGAAAUUGUUCCUGCAAAAAAAUUCCAGUGAAAAUGGAAAUAGUCCAUCAUGCCAUGGCAACUAUCCCUGCAAUGAAGUUACAAGUCAGGAAAAGCUACCAUUACACCCAUUCCUUUGGAGACCAGUUAUGCAUUUCAUGUUAUGGGCAUCAUUCUGGUUAUUUUAUGUUUUUGUUCUAUGUAGCAUUUCCCUUAAACAGCAUGGUGGCCUGUUGGAGAUGUUAAAAAGAACACAUGGAUUUAUUCUUACUAUGGAAGAUCUAUCUCCUAAUAUUGGCGUCUUAUGGUAUUUCUUUGCAGAGGUUUUUGAUUUCUUCAGGGAUUUCUUUCUAAUUGUUUUCCACAUCAAUAUUCUCUUCAUGAUAUUACCAUUGGCCAUACGCCUGAAACAUCGGCCAUGUUUUUUGGCUUUUGUGUAUAUUGCAAUCUCUUCCAUGCUUAAAUCUUAUCCUUCUGUUGGAGAUUCAGCACUGUACUUGGGUAUUCUGGGUUUGUUUAUUAAUGAACUAGCAGAAAUGAAGUUCUCUUUCUUCCUUUUUUGUGGUUACAUCGGAGUUUCUCUGCUCAGCCCUGUGAUGCACAACUUGUGGAUAUGGAGGGGUACUGGCAAUGCAAACUUCUACUUUGCUACUGCUAUUGCUUAUGCAUGCUUACAGCUUUUCUCACCAGAUAUGGACAAAUGGCAUGGUCCUGCUUUGGUUUGCUUUUGCCCACCUGAGUCAGUUUUUCAGCUUCUGCAAGGGUGGUCAAUGGGACUGAAUAGAAGGGGUAACUUGUUAUGAAAGACUCUACUGGCUGCUAUUUUGUGGACUAUAUUGGAAGGAAAGAGACCAUUGCAUAUUUGAUAACAAGUAAUAUGAUUUAGAUAAAGUUGAGUAAUCUUAUAGGUUUACUGUGUUCUUGGUUGGGUAUACAAAGGAUAUUUCAUGGUAUCCAGCUUUUAUUGCAACUUGGACCUUUCUUUGGGUAACUUCUCAUGUUUUUUGUAUAUUCCCAUUGUACAGAUUCUCUUUGUACAUAGGGUGAUGUAAUUGGCUUUCAAUAUCAAUAAAUACAAUAACCUUCAGAAAAAAGGAAGACGUGGAGCAUCUUUUUUUGUCCCAGAAAAAGAAGAAAAGAAAAAAAGAAGACAUACCUUGGUUUCUCUUGUGUGUUGAUUGGAUAAAAUCUUCAAGUUCUUCCUUGCUUGUUGGUUCAGAUUUUGAGGUCUUCAAAGUUCAAGAAUGUCCACUGACUUGCAGGUUGAUUGAACACAAAAAAAUAAGAAAAUAAUAAAAGGAACUCACCAUUUACUAAUCUCCUGUUCAUUUGUUACUAGCAUUUGGGUAUGAUUCCCUCUACUUAUUUGGCUGCAGGUGGUGUAUGCAGUGGUUUGAGGCUGCUUAUUGGUGUAUGCAGUUUUCAAAACACUGGUUUAUUUAGGAGCUAUAAGCUCUGGGUAAAGCAGCCUCAAAUGCUGGCUUAUACGAGGAAGUAUGGUAUUGACACAAGUAGUCAUAUGAAAAUGUCUCUAGGAGAAGUGGGUUCUACCAUAUUGCUAGAUGUUUGCAAGGUCGAACUCAAGGCUUUGGCAUGGGUAGUAAUAUGAACAAUGGCUAUCUAGGGGACAUAGGCUGAAAAAACAGUAAUAUGCAUCUUUUGUCUGACAUAUAGACCAACCCCAUUGCAUCGCUAGAUGCAUGCAAGUUCUGAGUGAACUGAAGGUAUGUUUUAAAAUUGAUGCAAGACUAAAGCAUACAUUUAGAAUUACAGAGCUUCCAAGGGGGUAUUUUCUAAGCAUUUGGAACAUAAAAAAUGAUAGUUAGAUAUUUGAAGCAAGGAGCAAAUUAAAGGCAAAGAAGGCAAAAUUGGCAGUGGAUGUAGCUGUUACUUGCAUUUUAUUGCAAAAUGAAAAUGCACACUUUCCUACAUUGUUGCGAUUCAUGCUUUACCAUCAUAACUUAAUGCU